AUGCCCCCAAAGGUCGAAGCGACUGUCGUAGACCAAGACGCACAGAAAUACGAGCAGUUGCACGUCCAUGAAGUGUAUGAGCAAAUUGCGGGUCAUUUCUCUUCAACGAGGUAUAAGCCGUGGCCGAUAAUCGCUUGUUUCUUAGCUAGUUUGCCAACGGGAUGGGUUGGAUUGGAUUCCGGGACAGGCAACGGAAAGUAUCUACCGUUGCCCGCGGACAGACCUGGGUGUCUAAUGACGAUUGGAAUGGAUCGCAGUCAAAACCUACUGAAUGCAGCCAGGACCGCAGGUGGUACAGAUGUGAUCAGAGAGGUUGUUAGAGGCGAUGUGCUUGAUAACCCUUGGAGGAGAGGUAUAUUCGAUUACUGUAUCUCAAUUGCAACUAUCCAUCACUUGGCAACCCACGAGCGUCGAAAGCUGGCCGUGCAGAGGACGUUGCAGGCGGUUUCACCGAACCACGGUCGAGUUUUGAUCUACGUAUGGGCCAUUGAUCAAGAUGAACUGUCGAAACGGCAAAUACCCAAGGACAACGAAACGCGGGCGGGCCAGGAUGUCUUCGUGCCCUGGGUACUAUCGACUCAGAAAAAGUCAGAAGCAGACAGUGUACAAACUCAAAGUCAAGUCUACAACCGAUAUUACCAUAUGUUUGCAGAAGGAGAACUCUCCGCUUUGGUGCACGAAGCAGCAACGGAAUUGGGGAUGCUGGUAGAUCGAGAAUCGUCAAAUGGGGACCCUGGAACGAGGGGUGUUGAAGUCGUGCAGGACGGAUGGGAGCGAUCCAAUUAUUAUGUGGAACUGAGACUUUGGGAGAACGGUCAAAUAUAG
This is a messenger RNA of Pleurotus ostreatus (oyster mushroom), 825 nucleotides long. It is a transcript of the gene TRM9, whose product is annotated as tRNA methyltransferase, has a role in tRNA modification. NCBI's taxonomy places the organism in Eukaryota, Fungi, Basidiomycota, Agaricomycetes, Agaricales, Pleurotaceae. The transcript has 4 exons. The record is from RefSeq and is a predicted model, not a curated record. Gene Ontology annotation, biological process: tRNA wobble uridine modification. The coding region runs from base 1 to 825 and encodes 274 amino acids. Gene Ontology annotation, molecular function: tRNA binding; S-adenosylmethionine-dependent methyltransferase activity. Gene Ontology annotation, cellular component: nucleus; cytoplasm.